Molecule: messenger RNA, 756 nt
Organism: Schistocerca americana (American grasshopper)
Lineage: Eukaryota; Metazoa; Arthropoda; Insecta; Orthoptera; Acrididae
Product: Sjoegren syndrome nuclear autoantigen 1 homolog
Exons: 3
Coding region: 199-534 (111 amino acids)
Cellular component (GO): centrosome; ciliary basal body
Source: RefSeq, a predicted model, not a curated record
AUAGUCUAUAACAAACGCUAGCGCUGUUUCCUACACAAGCGAAAACUAACAAUACGUGUUGGAUGACACCGCCUUGUGGUAGGAUGGUUAAGAACGCUACCAUUUCCACACACUACAUUCCAACAAGGAAAAUAAGAUAGUGACAGACAAGUUUGAGUGAUUCUCGUACUGCGAGGGUGUUUGUCACUAACAACUGAAAUGGCACUAAAUGAACGCUUAGAAGAAUUGAAGAGAACUAGAGGGGAGCUCCAGUUACAAAUAGACAAGGCAGAAGAGGAAAAAUGUUUAAAAGAAAAGGAAAUAAAGAAGCUAUCUUCUGAUCUUUCACGAAUAAACCAAGUACUAGAUGACAAAAUAGCAAAGAGAAAUGCACUUGACAAAACAAUAAGUGAAACGGAAGGCGCAUAUGUUAAGAUAUUGGAGAGUUCCAAAGUAUUGCUGGACAUGAUCAGAAGAGAAACAAUGACAGUGAAACACUCAUUAACGAAGAAACCAGUAUCAAAAGACUUACCAGUAUCAAAUGAUGUUCAUUAGCAGUUAAACUGAAUGCACAGAAAUCUAAUAGCUGCAAUGUUCUAUCUUUGUUAUACUGACUGUUUUGAGAAUUUCUGCCACUAUUUUUAUUUAUCACAAAUUUAAAGAAGAAAAAUGAUGAUGUAUCUACAUUUAAUUGAAUCUGUUACUAUAUUUUAGAUGUGCUGCUUUUCUGCACAAGAACUAUCAUCCAUUUUUUUGCAAUAAAGUUAUUCUAGACAG